Molecule: messenger RNA, 7274 nt
Organism: Amborella trichopoda
Lineage: Eukaryota; Viridiplantae; Streptophyta; Magnoliopsida; Amborellales; Amborellaceae
Product: sugar transport protein 5
Biological process (GO): monosaccharide transmembrane transport
Cellular component (GO): membrane
Molecular function (GO): monosaccharide transmembrane transporter activity
Source: RefSeq, a predicted model, not a curated record
AUGGUACCUUCAUAUAGGGCGGAAACACUCCCAACCUAAUCUACGCUCCUCACUACUCAACCUUUUCGACCAAUUCUUCAAGCCACCAGAAAUCCUCUACAAGCUUAUUUUCUGGUUUUCAGGUGUGGUUUUCCGGUUAAGGGGAGAAAUUAAGUGAUUUAGAGAUGGCAGUGGGAGGCUUUGCACUGGAAGCGGGCUCUACCGCAGCCAGGUCUGGCGGAAAGCUAACGGUGGCAGUGUUUUUUACCUGCAUCAUGGCGGCCACCGGAGGCAUGAUCUUCGGCUACGACAUUGGAAUUUCAGGAGGAGUAACAACAAUGGAAUCAUUCUUGAAGAAAUUUUUCCCAAGCAUUUUCAGGAAGAUGCGGGCAGCCAAACAAGAUGUAUACUGUGUUUAUGAUAGCCAACUCCUGACUUCAUUCACUUCUUCUCUAUACAUUGCUGGUUUGGUGGCCUCACUUGGGGCAGGGAAGGUGACUCGAGUCAUGGGCCGGCGCGCAAGCAUGCUGCUAGGGGGCUCUGCUUUCAUGGUAGGAUCAGUGAUCAAUUGUGCAGCCAUGAACGUCGCCAUGCUUAUCUUGGGUCGAAUCUUAUUGGGUUUCGGUGUAGGUUUCACGAAUCAGGCCACACCAGUGUACUUAUCAGAGAUGGCGCCACCAAAGUGGCGUGGCGCCUUCAACUCUGGCUUCCAAAUCUUCCUCUCAUUUGGUGUUGUGGCUGCGAACCUCAUCAACUACGGCACCACCCGCAUCAACCCCUGGGGCUGGCGCCUCUCCUUGGGUAUCGCAGCGGUCCCAGCCCUCAUCAUUACCGUUGCUGCCUUCUUCCUUCCUGACACACCAAGUAGCCUCAUACAACGAGGCCACACCGAGCUCGCCAAAGAGACCCUUCGGCAAGCAAGGGGAUCCGACGCAGAACUUGAUGCUGAGUUUGAAGAGUUUGUUCAAGCAAGCAAAGCUGCAAUUCCCGUUACUUCCCCUUACAAAAUGAUAUUAAAACGUCGUUAUAGGCCUCAAUUUGUCAUGUCUGCUGCAAUUCCUUUCUUAGCUCAGAUGACUGGAAUAAAUGUGAUUGCAUUCUACGCACCGAUCCUUUUCGAGACAGUUGGGUUCGGGAAGGACUCGGCAUUGAUGGCCUCUGUUAUCUUGGGUGCGGUUAGUUUGUCCUCCAACCUUGUGUCGACCUAUGUUGUCGACCGACACGGCCGGAGGAUCCUGUUCCUCGUUGGAGGGACCAUGAUGAUGAUUUGCCAGGUGAUAGUGGCAUGCCUCCUAGCAGCAAAGAUUGGAUCCUCUGGAGACAAGCCUCUCAGGAAGGCCGAUUCAGUCGCAGUGUUGGUUGUCAUGUGCAUGUACUCAGCCGCAUUCGGGUGGUCAUGGGGGCCACUUGCUUGGCUCGUGCCCAGCGAGAUUUUACCAUUAGAGAUCCGGCCAGCCGGCCUAAGCAUAAGUACGGCCAUCGCCUUUGUGGCCGUCUUCCUGCUUGCUCAAACCUUCUUGGCAAUGCUGUGCCAUUUCAAGUAUGGCAUUUUCUUGUUCUAUGCAGGAUGGCUUGGCUUCAUGACAGGAUUUAUCGCCUUAUUCUUACCAGAAACUAAGGGGAUCCCGCUUGAUUCCAUGAACUCUGUGUGGAAACAACAUUGGUAUUGGGGAAGGUUUCUAGAUGAUGAUGAUUCGAACUUGUAGAAUAUGCUAUAUAUGAUACCAUUAUAUGAAUCCACUUUCUUUCUCUCCGUCUCAUAUAUACUCGUUUCAGUAUGCAUGCUUAUGGUUGUGAGCGGAUUGGAUUGGUACUUGGGCCCGACCUGAGUAGGUACUAGUCGGAACAGGACCCAACCCCACUAAUAGGGUUUAGGUACUAGCCUAAAUGAGAUGUCAAGCGUAAGAAGGGACAGAUCCAACUCUAAUCUGUCUUUUAGGGCUUUCUUUUUACCCUUUGCAAAAACACAGCUUGCUUUAAGCGAGACUAUGGCUAGCGAGUUAACAGUGAGAGAGAGACUAACUCACUUCAAGCAAGUUAAUUGAAAGCCCUUCAAACGUGGUUCAAGCUGAUAAUUCCCUUGAAACUAGGAAACUUACACUACCGAUUCUUGAACAAAAAAUGAAGCUGGGAAAUUGAUUUUAGAACCAUCAUAGAAAUUUCGGUUGAAGAUUUAAGGUGAGGCUUUAUUUUGUUUUUAUAAAGCCUAGGCCUUACAGAAACCUCAUCCUUAAAGAAAAAAAGGGUGCCCACCUACCUUGAAAGACAACAAUGCGAGUAAGGUAAAAGAAAUUGGAAAUUUUCUCUCUUUUGGAGUGUUGAAAGAUUAGAAGGGUAAUUAAUAUAGUUGGAAAAUGAGGCUUUUUUCCACCCCCAAAGCAGAAAAAGCCCACUAAGACCAAGAAAACAUCCAUAGAACACAGGGUGUCACAGUCACCACUAUCACUAUAAAUAUAUACAAAUGGGAGGACCACAAAUCUACAUCCAAAUUUCUCUGCUGAAUUCACUAGUGUUGCAGCACUCAUAGAAUUCAGUUCCUUCUCUUUAACAAUCCAAAACAUCCCCAACCCCUCUCUCUCUCUCUCUCUCUCCAGCCCCAAAUGGGUUCUUUUCUGUUGUUUCUCCUCCCUCUCUUCAGUCAAUGCUACAACUGCUCAUACACUCGACCCUGUGAAACAUGUGUUUUACAGAGCCCUAAACCGAGACCAUAUGAACCUCACUGCAAUUAGUGACCUAUUUGGAGUGAGCAGGCUGAGAAUAGCUAAAGCAAGCAACAUCUCUUCUCUCAGAUCUCCUCUUGUCCGAAACCAGGCCCUCUCUAUCCCAAUCUAUUGUGCAUGUAUGAACAAUUACUCACAAGCCAAUAUCAGAUAUCAGAUCAAGAAAUAGCAUACACAUACCAAUUCCUUUAACCCCACAACAUAUCAGGUUGUUAUUGUGGCAAACCCUAGGCUUGUAACUACUAACCUAGAAAUUGGGGUUGAAGUAAUUUUCCCAAUUAGAUGCCUUUGCCCUACAUAAAUCCAGUUACAGAGGGGGAAUGAAUUCCCUCAUAACCUAUGUUGUUCAACCUGGCGAUACCUACGAGUCGAUUAGCCGGUUUUUUAAGGAAAAUGGGAGUGCAUUAAUCUCUGCCAACCCCACAGCCAAUCUCUCUAAGCCGUACCCUUUCUCCACUGUUUUUGUAUCUGUUUCUCAAUUACCCCAACUGGUUCAGCCCAAACCACCACCAAGUCUUUCAGUUGUUUCUCACAAGAACCAACAUGGCAGUCUGACUGGAUUGUCUAUAGCAGUUGGGGUUUUGGGGGGAUUGACUACUGUUCUUGCUCUGGUUCUCAUCUUUGCCUUUAGGAAAAAGUCAAUAAUAACUGAUAGCGACGAUUACGAAUUGGCCCCUCAUCAAUUCCAAAAGGGAGGAGGAGCUCCUCUUACGGAAGGAUUUCUUGGCUGAUGUCACCCAAUGCUUAGACAGGUGCAAAAUCUACUCCAUUGAAGAGCUCAAGGAAGCGACAGAGGACUUCAACCCAAAAACCCUAAUCCAAGGCUGUGUAUAAGGCCACCAUUGAAUCCAAGGCCUAUGCAGUGAAGAAGAUGAAGUGGGAUGUCUCUGAAGAACUCAAAAUCCUCCAAAAAGUGAACCACCACAAUCUGGUGAGGCUCGAGGGAUUUUGCAUCAACAUGGAACAGUCCGCAUGAAACAAUUGUUCUUUGAAGAAAUGCACAAAUAUCUAACGACAUUCUCCAUAUCCAUGUCCAUAACUGUACGUGGGUAAAUUAUUGCAUUUUAGAAGCCAGUAUAAGCAAUUCACACCUUUCUUUCCCUACGAAUAAUAGAAUCACUAGUGACCUGCAAAAAUCAAUUUGACUAUUCAGGGCUAGUUAACCAGCUAAAAAGAAUAAUAUUUGUAAACAAAGAGAACAGCUAUUUCUCUAGAAUCCUUACAAGAAUUCCAAAGUCAUAAGCAAUAAUGUGCCACUAUCAUCUUGUAGGAGAUAUGAUCCAAAGAUUGCUGGAUAGAAAUUCAAUAGAAGAAAAGACAAGCUCAAGAAGAUCUAAGCAUAAUUUUAUUCAGUCAAAUUUAUAAGACUAAACUUCCUAGACGAACUAGGACACAAACAUAAAGAAAAAACACAAGGAAAGAGUAAAAGAUGUGAAUAAAUUAUAUUUCUUACCAGUUCCCAUGGAUACAAAGCUUCUUAAAAGAGAGAGAAGAUGUAAAACACGGCGAAAGAAAGCCGGAUGACUGCAAAAACACCAUUAAAAAACCCAUUUAUCAAGUAAGCAACCACCAACAUCAAUGAUAUCUUAUCCUAGAAAGUUGUCCUAAUAAGUUAUUUCACCAUAAUAACAUGUAAAAGGCACAGGGGUCAUCAUUUCAUUGCCCUCCAUAGAGUGUUUUGUUGUUCAUGUUUCUUCUCAAAUGAUCUGACAAUCUCCUCUUGCUCUAUUAUCAAACAAAAACCAGAACUUUACUAUUUUUAUUAAACCAAGAAAAACUAUUAAACUACUAAAUUGGGACUUUCAUCUAGGCACACUUCAUAUGUUAACAAUGUAAAAGAGAUACAAAACAAGUACAGUGUUAUGAUCUUGGCCACAUGGGAAACCUCAAUGUUAAAGUUACUACACUUAUUAUCUUCAAAUCUAUCAAUUACGAAUUUGUUUAAAAUUGCUAUGAUACAAAAAGUCAUCAUGAAGUCACUAGUUCCCAGGAUCCACAAGACCAUACAUCAAAAGAUAUAGUAAUACAUAUUGAACAAUCAUACUAUAAAGUAUUGAAAACCUAGAAUAGAAAAUCAGAAAAAAAAGUAUCGCAUACAGUUAUCAUCUUGAAAUAAUAAUUUGAAACUAAAAUGUUAAUGCUUUCAAUGUGCAAUCCCCAACAGAUAUUCGAUGUGUUUAUCUGGCGAAGACAGUAACCCCUACCUUUCCUCCAUUGCAAUUUGGCCCAAAACCUGUGCGGGGUUCCUUACUCCGCCUCUUUGGAUGGCAAUGGGUUACUCCCCCUUCUAUACUGGCUCUCUUCAAGUAGCACCUUGCUUGCCCGUAGCCAAUAGCUGGCCCAAUUUUGUGGCAAGCAUCCGUGGCUGCCACGGUGUGGACAAUCUGGAUUGAGCAAAAUUCCAGGAUUUUCAGAGAGAAAUGCUUGACUCCGAUCAUUUUCCACAAGAUUAUCUCCUCGGUCAUCUUUUGGGCCUCCAAUUACAAGAGAUUCAAAGGUCUACCCUUCACCUUCCUAACCAACUAGAAGUCCUUACUCCUUCUCCGGCCUUCUUGCCCUUCUCGGUCCACCUUAUGGUCACCUCCCCCCCGGGACAACCAAACUCAACUUUGAUGGGUGCUCCCUUGGUAACUCCAGAUCGUCAGGCACUGGAGGCAUUUCAGAAAUCAGCUCAGCCUUAUUCCCGUCUCACCUGGGCCACACUGAUUCCCAGACAGCUGAAUCCCGUUCCCUCCUCAAGGGCAUCAAUCUUUUCGACCCUCUAUGGGGUCUCUCAUUGAUUGUGGAAUGCGAUGCCCAGAAUGUCAUCUCCUGGGCCUCAGGUUGCUCACCUUGUCCCUGGUACUUCGCCCCUAUUUUUUAUGAAAUUACUCACUUAUGCAGGGAUAUUGCCGUCUCAUGGAGGCAUACGUGGCGGGAAUCGGAUGCCCUCGCUAAGCAAGGAGCCCUUCCCGUUUCUUACUGUGGAGCAUUGUCUUUUUUGUUAUACUUUCAGUGGACUAUACCUCCACAACGUUUUGGUUGUUUUGUGCAUAUGUACGGGCUCUGCCCCAUUUUUUGUAUAGGGCCACUGCUCUGUGGUUCGCCUAUUUUUUGGUAUAGAACCCCGUCUAGUGGGUGGUCUCUACCCCCUUUUCCCUUCUCUCUCUCUGUAAUUUCCCUUUUAUCCGAUACAACACUAUUAAAAGUUUCAAAAAAAAAUACACAAAUAUUCAACAACACAUUGUUAUCCAGAUUCAUAAGCCUCAUGCCAAACAAAAAACUCCAUCCCAACAAGAAUAAAGAUCUACAACACUCAGUGCCACCAUCCCCUAAAAACAGAUAAAUGAAAAAAAAAAGUAGGUCAAUAAGCAAACCUUCACAGCCAUGACCAAAAUUUCAUGUUUCCAUUUCUCAAUCUCUGAUAUCUCGUAACUGAGAAAAGAACUGAUGGAAUAAACUACAGUUUCUUUAAACAUAAAAUAUACGUUUGGGCAAAUUAAGGACCACUUGAAGAAAGAAAAAGUCAAAGUCUCAAACUUGAUAAAUAAAAAUUUGGAGAAUGAAAAGCUGCAAAUUAAAAGAAGAGAACCCAACAAGUAAUAGGACAAUUUACAAGCGUCUUUCUUAUUUUCUGAGAAAAAACUAAGAGAAAGAAUAGAGCAACGCUUUGUCUCAUAAAUCCCCACCAGCCAUUAAUCAUUAAAAGGAAGCAAAAGACAUACAUCUGUCAAUAAAUACACUUCCGUUUGGAAAAAGAUGAGCAUGUACAGUAAUAGACCCAAAAAAGAAAAAACAGAGAAAAGACAAUGAGAAUCCAUAUUCCGAAUCAACUAACCAAUGCUAUUAGUUCAACAUUAAUGUUGAGGGUGUUGAUGUGUCACAACUAAGAAUCACCUCAAAAAAUAAAAAAGAAGAAAAAUAUAACUCUACCAAUAAAUAUUACUUCUUUCAAAACAAAAGGGUGGCAAUCAUAACAACUAGCACAACAAAAAUUGGAACUAAAACUAUUCCAAACAUGUAUAACUAAGCUCCCAUCCUCCAGGAACUAGCCAAUUUAAGAAUCAUAUGUUCUUUUAUUUCAUUGAAAUCUCUACCUCAGUUGAAGCAUAAAACUAAAACAAAGAAUCAGAACUCAGUGCAACAGACAUUGCUUCGUUAAAUUCUUUACCGAUGCCUGAGGUAAUUCUCCUACAUAUGCGGUGGGAAUGCAAACACACCAACUGUAAACCCAAGAAACCUUGAUUCAACAUUUCUUUUGGCAAGAAAUAAACAAACUUCCAGCAAUUCCAUUUCAAGAAAAAUCACCCGAACUCUUAGUUCAGAAGCAUCACAUUGGAUCCCAACCCAACAUCAUCAAUAAGUCCUCUGGAAUUUAUUCGGCUUCUUCACAAAGCUCAGCCUGAGUUCCUAAGCCUCUUCCUCUCCUCUUCCUCUCUAUCUUCAUAGGCAGUGUCUCUCUCUUUGGCUUCUCCUUCUUAGCAUUCUUCUUCUCAUCAAACCUAGGAUCAACUUCACACACAGUAGAUUUAAUGGUGACCCCUCUUUCCUCUGCCUCUUUGCAUAGCUUAUCGGCUUGUUCAGCCCUACCAUGAA